This is a messenger RNA of Aspergillus nomiae NRRL 13137, 1254 nucleotides long. RefSeq lists its product as uncharacterized. The transcript has 4 exons. NCBI's taxonomy places the organism in Eukaryota, Fungi, Ascomycota, Eurotiomycetes, Eurotiales, Aspergillaceae. The coding region runs from base 1 to 1254 and encodes 417 amino acids. The record is from RefSeq and is a predicted model, not a curated record.
AUGAUCGCACGGUCACUCGCCAGGAGUGUGUAUAUCAUGGCCAUUUCACCCCAAAAAGAUGAUACGGAGAUCAUAUCUUAUGCCCCUACAGAGACUAUGGAAUCAAUGUCAACUGACCAAUUGCAAAAGCUCCUUCAAGGCCCUGCUGGCAGACCGCCACCAGGUGUGGAGCCCAACCUGAUGAGCCCUGCAAACCAACGUAUAUCUGGACAGGCGGCUAUACUAGUCUGCUUCAUAGCGGCCUCCAUUUCUUUGUUCAUGCGAAUAUACACGAGGAUAUUUGUUAUCCGCAAGACCAACAUGUCCGAUUACUCCAUCAUUGUAGCCUGGGUAGAGACGCUCUUUCUUCAUCCAACUACACAGACCGAACUGAUAUUUUUUAAGGCAAUCUAUGUGAGCUUCGGCGUCAUCUCUUGGCUGGGAAAUGAUGCUGGACCCGGGGUUGACAUGUGGAAUCUACGCCUAACGGAUUUUAGAAGAAUGCAAUAUUGGUUUCACACAGGCUCGAUACUAUAUGGUAUAUGCAUUUUCUUCAUAAAAGCGUCCAUCCUUCUCCAGAUCGUGGACAUUUUUGUGCCUACCAAACGGAAUGACCCUAUGUUCUGGAUCUGCCAUGCCUUGAUAUGGAUCAAUUUUCUUUUCUACCUGAUUAGCAGCUUCCUCGAAAUUUUCGCCUGCCGUCCACUAAACAAGGCCUGGGACCCACUCAUUACACAGGGGUCCUGUAUGGAUAUGUUCCUCCUCAUAUUUCUUGCUAGUUUAUUGAAUGCCGCCUCAGAUUUGAUUAUCCUCAUUUUGCCGCAAACGCGCAUUUGGAGAUUGCAAAUGCCACUGUCUAGAAAGGUUGCUGUCUCAGCAGUCUUUUUGUUUGGUGUAAUUGCUUGUGUCUCGUCUAUUGUGAAACUAGCAUUCGCCGUGAGUCUGAUGCAGAACAAGGAGAACGUAUCCUAUUACAGCUGGCUAGAGGGAGUUUGGCCGCAGCCAGAGAUAGCAUCAGGGAUCGUCGUUGCCUGUCUUCCAGUGCUGCCCAAGCUUUUCAACAGUCUAAAGCAGAACAACCGUAUAGCCCGGAUGAACAAGUCUCUUCAAGUACUUCUUCCCUCAUUAUCAUUCGGAAGUUGGAGAAAUACAGGAACCAGCAGGGUCGUAACCAGCGAGAUAGCCACCACGGCUUGUCAAUCUGUACAGACCAAGGACUGCCACUCAGAUGACUAUCCGCUUAUUUCCUUGACAGCUGAAAGGCAUCCGGUGUAG